This is a messenger RNA of Linum trigynum, 927 nucleotides long. The record is from the annotation of a GenBank genome assembly. Lineage: Eukaryota; Viridiplantae; Streptophyta; Magnoliopsida; Malpighiales; Linaceae.
AUGCUUAACGAGCAAGCUGAGAAAGCUGAAACUGAAGUUAAUUCACCGAGGCAAGCUGUUGAUGAACUGAAGAAAGAGAAAGAAGUUGUUGAGCUAAGAUAUGAGCAGUGCCUUGAGAAAAUAGCCAUGAUGGAGAAUGAAAUAUCUCGAGCACAAGAGGAUGUUAAGCGACUGAACAGUGAAGUGGUGAUGGGUGCUGCAAAACUUAAAGGUGCAGAAGAACAUUGUUUUCUGUUGGAGAAGUCAAAUCAGUCUAUGCAGUUAGAGGCUGAAAAUUUGGUCCAAAGGAUAGCAAUAAAGGAUCAAGAACUCUCGACCAAGGAAAUUGAACUGGACAAGCUUCAUACUUUACUGGAAGAGGAGAACUCACAGUUUGCCCAGGUUCAAGCCAGCUUGCAAACUUUGCAAAAGUUGCACUCACAGUCACAAGAAGAGCAGAAAGCCUUGGCACUAGAGCUGGAAAACAAGCUUCAAAUGUUGAAAGAUUUGGAGUUGAGCAACCAGGAAUUGCAAGAAGUUUUGCACCGAGCCAAGGAUGAAAAUCAGAGCCUCAACGAGUUAAACGGUUCUUCCAGCCUUUCCAUAAAGAACUUCCAUAACGAAAUUUCUUGCCUCAAGGAAGUGAAGGUGAAGCUUGAAGUGAAACUUAUAGAUCAAGUAAGUCAAACUGAUUCCCUGCAACAGAAGAUUUCUUGUUUGAGGGGAGAGAUUGAUGCCUUGAAUAGCAGGUAUCCGGGUUUAAUGGAGCAGGUGUGGUCUGUCGGUGAAACUGAAGGCUCCUCUGUUAAACACUUGCAAGAUGAAAAAUCGAGGCUAAAAGAAGUUCACGGAAAGGAUGAAAGUGAGAAGGAAGUUCUGCACGAGAAACUGAAGGCUACAAAUCAUCUCCUUGAGAUGAAUGUUGCCAUGGAGAGAUCUCUUUCAUAA